Molecule: messenger RNA, 513 nt
Organism: Aureobasidium vineae
Lineage: Eukaryota; Fungi; Ascomycota; Dothideomycetes; Dothideales; Saccotheciaceae
Source: the annotation of a GenBank genome assembly
AUGCAGCGAACACGCUCUACCCACUCGAUACAUCGCCCGCUGUCGCGCGCCUCGACCCAGAGCGCCCACUCUCCCGCUCCCGACAUGCUGCAUCAACAACAAUACUUGAACCACCACAACCCCGAGACAAUGCUGCUACACUAUGCCCAGGGCUCCGCACCGCACAUGGACGCCCAGAUGAUGCAGCGCACCUUCCAAAAUCAACACAUACCUAUGGACCAGUUCACCGCGCAAGCUCAGCAGUUCGCGACUCAGGAUGGCUCGUAUAUGUUCCAGCCCGCCGAUUAUCCCGUCCCCAUGGGUCUCGCCGCCUUCCCCCAACUCAGUGGCCAUGAGCCCGAGGAUCGUCGCCGCAAAGGUUCAUCGGCCACUGCAACCAACGACAAGGAAUUGCGCGAGUUGCUAUCCAAGAACGAGGCGCGCUCAUUACCAGAAGUCGCCCAAGAAGUCAUCGCCAAGGAACGCACUCCUCAGGCCGAAAAGACAAAACAGCUGUUCGCUAUGCUCUGGUAG